Solanum verrucosum is the source of this 1178-nucleotide messenger RNA. RefSeq names its product RHOMBOID-like protein 12, mitochondrial. The record is from RefSeq and is a predicted model, not a curated record. Gene Ontology annotation, molecular function: serine-type endopeptidase activity. Bases 1 to 1008 code for a protein of 335 amino acids. NCBI's taxonomy places the organism in Eukaryota, Viridiplantae, Streptophyta, Magnoliopsida, Solanales, Solanaceae. The transcript is spliced from 8 exons. Gene Ontology annotation, cellular component: membrane.
AUGCAGAGGCUCCUGUCACUCAAACUCCUCUCGAAAAUACCUAGAAAUCUCCCAAAUGCGACCACAAAUCCCUCCUCACAAACGUCCCUCUCUCUAAUUUCCAAGGCAAACCAAUGUCACCCAUCACCGCAGCAACUGUUUUCUGUCCCAUACACUACUUUCUUACACUCAUGGAGGCAACAAAAUGUGAAAUUUUCUCAUGGGGUUUUCUCAAACCCACUUUUCUCAAAGCAGUUGUUUGCAAAUACCCAUUUCAGAGGUGAUCUGAGCAAGGUUUUAGUUAACCGCACUGUUGGGCUUGUGAGGACUCAGUUAGGACGAAGAAGUUUUCAUUCCAAUUUCUUAGUUGGUUCCACUCGCCGCAGCUGGAGAUCAAGUUUUGGGAGGUUUUCUACUGAUGGCGUGGUGUUAUGCCUGAUCUUAACUAACGUAGCUGUGUUCUUGUUAUGGCGUGUUGCUGAUAGUAGAUUCAUGAUGAGGAACUUCAUGAUUUCAGUGGACAAUUUUACAAGUGGACGGGUUCAUACAUUGAUAACAUCAGCUUUCAGUCAUAUAAGUACUUGGCAUCUUAUCUCUAAUAUGGUUGGACUCUACUUCUUUGGAACAAGUAUAGGUAGAUAUUUUGGGCCCGAGUUUCUUCUGAAGCUGUAUCUAUCUGGAGCAGUUGCGGGCUCAGUUUUUUACUUGGUAUAUCAUGCCUUUAUAGUUCCAUCACUACAGACACAAAGAAGACAAGUUCUGAGCAUGCAUCCAUCACAAACUCCUGGAUUGGGUGCAAGUGGGGCUGUAAAUGCUGUGAUGCUGCUUGAUAUAUUCCUGUUCCCUACAAAGAUUAUCUAUUUUAACUUUGUGAUUCCUGUCCCAGCAAUCUUACUGGGGAUCUUCAUCAUUGGAAAAGACGUCGUAAGAAUAUUGGAGGGUGACACUCAAGUAUCUGGAUCUGCUCAUUUGGGUGGGGCUGCCAUGGCCGCCAUUGCAUGGGCUCGAGUAAGAAGGGGAAGAUUCUGAAGUCUCAUUUCCUUGAAACUCCAAUUCGGCUGAUAUAAGCUAGGAUGUACCAAAUUGCAUUAUUGCUUUUAUGUAUAAAUUAUAGCCCUAGCUCCUUCCCCCACUUGAAUUUUUGCCUUCUAGGGUGAAGUACCAAGAAAAUGCCCCUUUUAAAUAACAGCAAUAGUCAG